AUGGAAUAUGCUCUUGAGCUAAGGAGAACAACAAGUGGAUCUCAAAUUAAAGGUUCCAGCUCAUCACCUCAGUCCUUGUUUCAUGAGGAAAGGGGACACUACAUGGGGUUUAUUUUUAUCUUUAACUAUUUGUUGUUGAAUCGAAUAACGGCAAGUGGGGGAAUAUCGUCACAGUUUGAAAAAUUUUUAAGCGUAGUACUAGCUGAAGAAGUUCAGGGUGAUAGUGUUCUGAGUUUAAGGGAUGAUGUAGUAAAGGUUGUCCAAGAUAAUAUGGUGGGUGAGGUAGAAGAUGAUAAUUUCAAUGAUCCUGAUUAUAACUUGGAGGAAGGUGAUGAAGAUUAUCAUGAUGUUGUUACUGAGCGUCGUCAUAUGAAUGUGAAAGGUAGACCUAAAAAAAAUAUUGAUAGUCGGAUGAUUGGUGUAGGACCAUCCACUACUGGAAUUUUAAUUCCGCAAGUGAAUCAAAAUGCAGAAUCAGAUUAUGACGAUUCUGAUGAAUUGUUGGAGGGGGGUACUGAUUCAGAAGACGAGGUAGAAUAUAAAGAGUAUGAUGCAGAAAAUGACAACCCUAUUUUAGAAGUAGGGAUGAAGUUUGCCAGCUUUGAACAGUUUAAGGAGGUUUGUAUGAACUGGGGGAUCAAACAUAUGAGGCAAAUACAUUUCGCCACCAAUGAUAAAAGAAGAUGUAUUUGUAAAUGCAAGCAAUUUGGGUGUCCAUUUCAUGUUUUUGCUAGCCCAAUAAGUAAGUUUGAUCCUACCAUUCAAAUCAAAACCUUAAAUAUAAAUCAUACAGGUCCUACAGUAUUUGACAAUUUUCAUUUGACACAUCAAUGGAUUGCAAGAAAGUAUUUUAAUAUUUUUAGAAUUGAUCCAACUUGGAGUGUUAAGGGAAUAAUUGCAAUAGUGCAGAAGGAUCUUGGCUACACAAUAGAAUAUAUGAAGGCAUGGAGGGCCAAACGACAAGCUUUGAAAUGGGUUUAUGGAGAUGAGGGUGCACAAUAUGAAAAAUUGUUAAGGUAUAGGGCUGAUUUGCUGAAUACAAAUCCAGGCUCUAAUGUAGAAAUUUGGAGAGAUGAAAGUAAAUUUAAGGGAUUUUAUGUAUGUCUUGCUCCUUUGAAGGAAGCUUUUAAGUCUGGGUGUAGGCCAUUAAUAAGCCUAGAUGGUUGUUGGCUUAAGGGCACAUAUGGAGGCAAUUUGUUAGCUGCUGUUGCAAUUGAUCCUAAUAAUUGCAUCUUUCCUGUUGCAUAUGCUGUGAUCGCUGAUGCUGAAAGUAAAGAGACUUGGAGUUGGUUUUUAACCAAUCUUGGAUAUGAUUUAGAGAUAACGAAUAGUCACCACAUCGCAUUCAUGUCUGACAGACAAAAGGGACUGAUUGGGGCUGUUAAGGAUUUAUUUCCGGAAGCAGAACAUAGAAAUUGUGUCAGACACAUGUAUCAAAAUUUUAGACAAAAACAUAAAGGCAAGGCACUAAAGGACCUAGUAUGGAAUGCAGCAAGAGCAAGUAAUGAAGUGAGAUUUAGGAUAUGUAUGGAACGACUCGAUCAAGAGGAUAGAGAGGCUAGAAAAUGGUUUGAUCAUUCUGAAAGGCCAUUCCAAACCUAGACUAGAGCAUUGUUCAAGACACAUAGCAGAUGUGACAUGCUCUUGAAUAAUCUUUGCGAAAGUUUCAAUAGGUACAUUCUUGAUGCAAGAGACAAAGCUAUUAUAACUCUAUUGGAAAUGAUAAAGAAUAAGCUUAUGAAGAGGUUGUAUAAGAAGAAGGAAUGGAUUAACAAGUAUCAAGGUCUUAUCUGUCCAAAAAUUGAAAAAAAAUUGAACCAAAUAAGACUUGAGGCAGCUUUGUUUAGACCAAAUUUUUCUAGUGGACCAAAGGUGUCAGUUGAGGGUCCAGGAGGGCCAUUUAUUGUGGAUAUGCAAAAAGGAAGUUGUACAUGUAGAAGAUGCGAUUUAACAGGUUUGCCUUGUCCUCAUGCUUUGGUUAGUAUUCAUGGAAAUGGUGAUAGAGUUGAAGAUUACGUGAAUGUAUACUACAAAGUUGAAAC
Molecule: messenger RNA, 2042 nt
Organism: Solanum verrucosum
Lineage: Eukaryota; Viridiplantae; Streptophyta; Magnoliopsida; Solanales; Solanaceae
Exons: 5
Coding region: 1-1602 (533 amino acids)
Source: RefSeq, a predicted model, not a curated record